Messenger RNA from Olea europaea var. sylvestris, 2302 nucleotides. Its product is annotated as cyclic dof factor 2-like. The transcript is spliced from 2 exons. Gene Ontology annotation, molecular function: DNA binding; DNA-binding transcription factor activity. Bases 326 to 1879 code for a protein of 517 amino acids. Gene Ontology annotation, biological process: regulation of DNA-templated transcription. The record is from RefSeq and is a predicted model, not a curated record. Lineage: Eukaryota; Viridiplantae; Streptophyta; Magnoliopsida; Lamiales; Oleaceae.
GGCAAGAUGAGAGAAAGAUCUUGAAGCCCACCUAGAAUUUGUGGCUGAGAAUUCACAUUUUCUUGGUGACCUGGCUCUGUGUAUCUAAUCUAUUAACCUUAAUGAUGUGCUACGCAUGUUGUCCUGAACAUUCAACAGUCCUUUCCCAACACCGCAGAACACGAGAACCCCUUGAGAAGCUCCAUUCUGAGAGAGUUUUUAUGUGUCAGAUCUCCUAAUCCCUGAACUUCUAGUCUUGUUUUGUGUUUGUUUUCUUGUUUUACUCCGUUUUUAAGUAAAGAUACCGCAUACGGGUUUCUUGAUUGUCGAAAAAUAAGAUAGAGAAAUGUUUGAAGCGAAGGACCCGAUAAAGCUGUUUGGGAAGACCAUUCAGCUGCCGGAGAUGCCUGCUGUAGCGGCGGCGGAUGAAAUAGGUGGAACUGAUCCAGUUCAAUCUUGCGAUGUUGCUGCCAAUGAUAGUUCAAUACAAGAUCACCCUUGUUCAUCAAAUUCUGUAAUCGAUGAUAUAACUUUGGAUAUAGAAGCAGAACAGGAAGAAUCAACAAAGGAUUUAUCAGGUCAAAAACAGGAAAAAAGUGAUAUGAAGGAUGGAGCCCAACCUUUGAUGUUGGAGGAAUUAAAAGAUUCUAAUGUGACUCCACUGACAAAUAAUGAUUCGAAGGCACCGUCUAGCGAUAACAAUGCUUCAAUAUUGAAAUCUUCUAAAACAAGAGACGAUUCAAGCGAGACAAGUACCUCUCAGGAGAAGACACUUAAGAAGCCAGACAAGAUACUUCCAUGCCCGCGCUGUAAUAGUAUGGACACAAAGUUCUGUUACUUCAACAAUUACAAUGUCAGUCAGCCUCGGCACUUCUGCAAGAAAUGUCAGAGAUACUGGACAUCUGGUGGGACCAUGAGGAAUAUGCGAGUGGGUGCGGGUCGCCGUAAGAACAAGAAUGCAGCUACUCAUUACCGUCAACUAAUGGUCUCAGAAGCACUUCAGAAUGCCCGAGUUGAUCUCACGAGCGGAAUUCAGCAGCCAUCUCUCAGUCCCAAUGGCACUGCCCUUGCUUUUACUUCAGAUGCACCGCUAUGCGAGUCGAUGGCUUCUGUUUUGAGCAUUGCUGAUAAAACAAUUCAAAACUGCUCGCAGAACGGGUUUCACGAACCAAAAAAGAAAGAAAUCUCAAUAUCUCGUGGAAAUAAGGAUAAUGGAGAUGAUCACUUGGGUGGAUCAUCAGUCUCUGCAGCAAAUUCAAACAACAGGGUUGACAAAACUGGGUUACUUGACUCACAGAUGAAGAAUUUUCAUAGCUUUACUCCUCAGGUACCUUGCCUUUCUGGAGACCCGUUCCCUUACCCAUGGAAUUCAAUUCAAUGGGGAGCUCAAGUAUCCUCCUCUGCUCUUGGACCUACAAGUUUCCCUCUGCCAUUCUAUCCUACUGCACCAUACUGGGGUUGCCCAGUACCUGGCCCAUGGAAUGUUUCUUGGGUGGUCCCACCAACUUCUUCACAUAACCACACACCUCAGGGUUCCAGUCCCGAUUCCCCGACUUUGGGGAAGCAUUCACGGCAUGAGAACGAUUUGAAGCCAGCCAGCAACGACAAACACAAGACGCAAAAUGAGAGUAAUUGUGAGAAGUGCUUGUGGGUUCCCAAAACAUUGCGAAUUGAUGACCCGGGAGAAGCUGCAAUGAGUUCCAUAUGGGCAACAUUGGGUAUAAAAAACGAAAGAGUCCAUUCUUUUGGUGGGCGAGGCCUCUUCAAAGCCUUCCAAAGGGUAUCAAAGGACGAUGAGAAGAAGACUCACGUUUCCGAUACCUCUACAGUAUUACAAGCCAAUCCAGCCGCAUUGUCCAGAUCAUUAAACUUCCGUGAGAGCUUAGGAGCAGAUAGGUGAGAAGCUUUGUAAAUCUUACACUUGGUGACAAAAUGGAAAGGAUAAUAUCUUUCGUCAACGAGUUUUCUUCGUCUGGUCUGCCAUUUGUUCCUUCAGAAGAUCAUUAUCCCAAAGCACAGACUAAUCCGAAAGAAGAUUGGUUGCAUUUACCUCUUGAGAUAAGGUUUAAAUGACCAAGUCACCAAUUCAACUUCUCCUGGGUGGAUGAUGAAGUAGGUGAUUUUUAUUUUAAAGUGAUGGUCUGGUGAGGUUUUAGUUCAUGUACAUAUAUAUGAAAUAAUUAGAACUUGAACAAAGGGAGUUUUGUGCAACAAAUUCCACAUGCUAUAAACUAAGUUGGGGAUUCCAAAGUCAUCACUUUGUUCAUCUUUUUGGACAUGCGAUUCAGUUGGUAUUCUUAACAGGAAAGGAAUUUUUCUGUGA